AUGUCCCGUUAUGAAGAACGAGACUACCGUGGAGGCGAGCCUCGUCGAAGAGAAAGAGAACGUGAGCGUGACCCUCGCGAGCGUGUUGAACCUGCACCGCGGGAGAGAAGGAUAAUAGACGACCACCCCGAACGAAGAGAAAGAGACACGCCAAUGUCUGAUGUCAUGGAUAUUGGAAUUGACCGUCGUGUGGAAGCCCGCCCGGACCUCAGGAUGGACCGCAUGAAUAUGGAUAUCUCGAGAGACCCAACCAGGGCCAACACUGCCAGGAGCAUCGAUCCUCUUCGGCCGGAACGUACCGUGGACAACCGUAGCGUCGAGCCUCCUGAAAGGCUCUAUCAAGAUCCCGCCACUGGAACAAUGUACCGACAAUUACCCCAGAGAUAUCCUCGUGAAGACCGUGAUUACCUUGAUCCUGUUCCUCCCAGUCGUCGUAUACCGAUGGACACGGCCAUGAGGGACCGUGAUGAACCUCCAAGGCCACAACUCCAGCUUUCCGAAUUCUGGUGCCCAGGAGAAGGAAUUGAACGCGAAGUGAUUCAACACGAGAUUUGCAAAUUCCUUGGCCAAGAUGCCACAUGUCGCCCCGGUGUCGACUCUCGAGGACGUCCGGGUUACUGGGUUAGGGGAUAUCGCGCACUUACGACGGCCAUGGAACAGAGCCUGCGUGACGAGUCGGAGAGGUGGCUCCGCGAAAAAGAACGAAGGCGUCGACAAGGUGAACCAAACCGAGGUAUGGGCCGUACGACACCUCCAGCAAACGAGUCUAAGGCUCGGGCAGGUUCCUAUGCCGACUUGGCAGACUCGCAAGAAAGGAUCCAAGACCGACGACGCUUCCCACCUCCCGGAGACAUGGACCUUGACGAGGAUGAUUACCGUGCGCCUCUUAGGCAUCGUGAACCCCGUGAGCGUGAGCGUGAACGUGAGCGUGACCUGGAACCUCCCCGCCCCGUGGCUACUGGCCGUAUCCCCGUCACCACGGGUUAUCCUCCCGAACCUGGGUAUACCGGAUAUGCCAUUUCUUCUCAACAGUCAGGAUAUGCCCCGGGCCAACCGGCGUACUACGGAGUAGACAGAGAACCACGGACGUUACAUGGCGGGAACACGACGCCGCCAACAUCAGCCAUCACCCGAGCCGCACCAUCGACCGCCUACGGUCGGCCCGGAUACCCGGCAGGGUCAGCACCGCCUGUCACCCAGCCGAUAUCAGCGUCUUAUGAUGCGCGAAGGGGAGAUAUAAUGGGUGGUCCGUAUCCCCCAGGCUAUCCGGAGACACGCACCACUCGAAGAUGA
Molecule: messenger RNA, 1293 nt
Organism: Fonsecaea erecta
Lineage: Eukaryota; Fungi; Ascomycota; Eurotiomycetes; Chaetothyriales; Herpotrichiellaceae
Exons: 3
Coding region: 1-1293 (430 amino acids)
Source: RefSeq, a predicted model, not a curated record